This is a messenger RNA of Penicillium longicatenatum, 1185 nucleotides long. RefSeq names its product 1-aminocyclopropane-1-carboxylate deaminase/D-cysteine desulfhydrase. The record is from RefSeq and is a predicted model, not a curated record. NCBI's taxonomy places the organism in Eukaryota, Fungi, Ascomycota, Eurotiomycetes, Eurotiales, Aspergillaceae. Bases 1 to 1185 code for a protein of 394 amino acids. The transcript has a single exon. Gene Ontology annotation, molecular function: D-cysteine desulfhydrase activity.
AUGUCCUUCCCACUCCCUGAACAAUUCGCCCAGAUACCUCGCUAUCAACUCCUAUACUCUCAUGCAUCACCCAUCCACCCGCUAAAAUCACUCACACCUGCAACUGGGCACCACCCCAACCAUCCCCAAAUAUCCAUCUUCGCUAAACGCGAAGACCAAUCAUCGCCCCUAGCAUGUUCAGGGAACAAAUACCGCAAGCUGGAAUACAUUGUCCCAGAUAUUCUUUCCGCCGCCCCAAAAUACGGCUACCACGAACAUCAUCCACCGAGGGAAGAAGAUGUUCCCAGCUGCGGCCCUGCAACUAUUCUCGUCACAGAAGGCGCCAUCCAAAGUAAUCACACUGUCCAAGUUGCCACCCUAGCACGCAAGCUAGGACUCAAAGCUCUGGUCCUACUGCACCGCGGUACGGGCGGUGGACUACGCACCGCCCCAGACAAGGAAUCAUUUCUACGCACGGGGAAUGUGCAGGUUAAUCGGCUCUUAGGCGCCGAUGUGCAAGUCUUUGAAGAAGGGGAUCCAAUAGCGGAUGAUGCGAAUCCAGUCUUGGAAAUGCUGCGCCGGCGGGGCGAGAUCCCCUACUGGAUUCCUGGAGGGGCGAGCCUGCAUCCGCUCGGCGGACUCGGGUAUGCGCGUGCGGCGAUAGAGAUUGCAGAGCAAGAACAGACACUUCAGUUGAAGGGAUCAGGAAGGUUUGAUGUGAUCUUUGUGGCGUGUGGGAGUGGGAGUACGCAUGGAGGAUUGAUUGCGGGGUUUAAGUUGCUGGAUAAGAUGGGGGGAUCUUCGGUACCGAGGAAGCUCAUGGGAAUUUUGAAUUCACCUACGAAGCCACGGCCUUAUCAUGAAGAGAGGGUUCUUACGUUUGCGCGGCGCGCAGGGGCAUUCAUUGGGUUGGAUGCGGAGAGGGACAUUGGCAAAGAAGACGUGUGCCUUGAAGAUCGGUUUGUCGGAACGGGGUACGGCAUCCUGGAUACGCAUAGUAGCCUUGCUUUGAAUAAUAUGGCGCAGAUGGAGGGCGUUAUCUUGGAUCCGGUGUAUACUGCCAAGGUUGCUUGGGCAAUGAUGCACUGGGUGCAGGAGAAGGAGGUUAGGGAUUAUGCGGAGCAACAUAGCUUGAAACACGUAAAUGUGCUUUUCAUUCAUACAGGCGGUCAGGCUGCUUUGGGAGCAUAUGCAGAUAGAAUCUGA